AAAAAAAAAAUCUCCCCUACUUUAAUCAUUAAAAAUGGGUAUCUUAGAAAAGAUUUCAGAAAUUGAAAAAGAAAUAUCAAGAACUCAAAAAAAUAAAGCUACCGAGUAUCACCUUGGUUUACUAAAGGCAAAGUUAGCAAAGUAUAGAGUUCAAUUAUUGGAACCUACAAAAGGUUCCGGUUUAAAAGGGGAAGGAUUUGAUGUUAUGAAAUCUGGAGAUGCUCGUGUAGCUUUAAUUGGAUUUCCUUCAGUUGGUAAAUCAACAUUAUUAAAUAAACUCACAAAAACUCAUUCUGAAGCUGGAGCAUAUGAAUUCACAACUCUUACAUGUAUACCUGGAAAGAUUGAGCAUAAUGGAGCAAAUAUUCAAUUACUUGAUUUACCGGGAAUCAUCGAAGGGGCUGCACAAGGCAAGGGACGUGGUAGACAAGUUAUUGCUGUAGCGAGAACAGCAGAUUUGAUUGUAAUGAUGUUAGAUGCUACAAAAAGUGGUCAACAACGUACAUUAUUAGAACGUGAGUUAGAAGCAGUUGGCAUUCGAUUAAAUCGUGGAAAACCGAAUGUUUAUUUUAAGGUUAAAACAGGUGGCGGAAUUAGUUUUAAUGCAACUGUAAAAUUAUCACAUUUAAAUGAAAAAAUGGUUUAUCAUAUUUUACAUGAUUACAAGAUAUUCAAUGCUGAAGUAUUAGUGCGUGAGGAUAUUACAGUUGAUGAGUUUAUUGACGUAGUUUUGGGAAAUAGAAAAUAUAUCAAAUGUCUUUAUGUUUAUAAUAAGAUCGAUUCUAUUACAUUGGAGGAAUUAGAUAAAUUGGCUCAUGAACUAAAUACUAUUGUCAUUAGUUGUGAAAUGGAUUUAAAUCUUGAUUAUCUAGUCGAUCAAAUGUGGAGACAUUUGAAUUUAUUACGAGUUUAUACGAAAAAAAGAGGAGAAUAUCCCGACCUUGAAGGUGGAUUAAUUGUUAGAAAAGGCGCUACUGUUGAGCAUGUGUGUCAUGCAAUUCAUCGUUCCUUAGCUGAUGAAUUUAGAUAUGCAUUGGUUUGGGGAACUUCUACUAAGCAUAAUCCACAAAGAGUUGGAUUAUCACACAUAGUAGAUAAUGAAGACAUCAUUCAAGUCGUUAAGAAGAAAUAGUCGAAACAAUUAUUGGAGAUAUUGUAAAUUUAAUAUUUAUAAUAUUUAUA
Molecule: messenger RNA, 1182 nt
Organism: Rhizophagus irregularis DAOM 181602=DAOM 197198
Lineage: Eukaryota; Fungi; Glomeromycota; Glomeromycetes; Glomerales; Glomeraceae
Product: Developmentally-regulated GTP-binding protein 2
Biological process (GO): cytoplasmic translation
Cellular component (GO): cytoplasm
Molecular function (GO): GTP binding; GTPase activity
Source: RefSeq, a predicted model, not a curated record